AUGACAAUACUUGUUGAUGGCCAGGCAUUAUCAGUAACAGAUCUCUUCAAAAAAUAUGAUUUAGAUGAAAUUAGUGAUAUUCUGGUCAGGAUCAAAAAAGAGAUAUUUGUCAGGACAAAUGAAGUUAAGAAAGUUAUUGGAUCUAAUCCUGACUUGAUGAUUGAUUUUGGCCAAAAUGUCUUAAAUAUAUAUAAUGCAAGUACAAAACUAAAUUCCAGUACCUAUGAGCUACUUAAGGAUAUUGAAAGAUUUAGUGAUAGUCUUGGAGAUAAAGUUUCUAAAUUUGUUCAAGAAGAACUACCAGAUGUGAUUCGAAAGGAGGAUCUAAACUCCAUUUUAAGUCAUCAGGAACAACAUGAGAAACUUUACUUCGGUAUUUUGGAAUCUUUUUCAAAGAAGAGUUUUAUACAAAGUUAUGAGCUGUAUUUAGAGUAUAAAAAGCUAAUAAAUGAAGAUUCCUCAAAUUUAGAAAAUACAAUAUUUAAGGAUUCUAUCUUUAUUAAACAAAGCAUUUCCAGUAAUUGUUAUACUUUCAUUCAAAGUUGUGAGAAGCUUAAUUCAGUUGAAUUGGCCCAAUUAAUCAUGAUCAGGUAUCUAUUAGAGAUUGAAGGUAAACAUACUGAUCACUUAGAACAUAUUGAAUCAGAUUUCAAAACUAUCCUGGAAACUGCUUUAAUUUUGAGAGUUGAUAAAACCAUUCAAAUUUUAAAGAACGCAAGGAUUUCGUGUAAUAGUAAUCUUGGGAAGAAGGAGGAAUUUAAUGAUAAGCUUGGCCAAACUUUCAUGAUGGCUAUGACCGUUUUAGUUGACCUUUAUGAGCUCAAAGAGUCUAUUUCUAUAGUGUGUUCUGAAUUCAAACAAAGGGGGUGGUUUGAGCUUCAAUUUUUAGAUCAUAUUUCGGCCUGUUUAUUGACAUUAACUAAUAGUAGCCACAUAUCAAGACUUAUGUCAGUUCUAUUGGAGGAAUUUGGAUCUAUGGGAGGAGAAAAAGUAGUUGAAACCAACAAUAUAGAAAAUGGAGAUGUUUAUUACAGUAAAAAGUCUGAAGAAAUAAAUCACAAUUUUAGGUUUAAGUUUCUUUCUAAAAUAUAUUUGAAUCUGUUUAGUACAAUAAAGCAUGGGGUCGGUAUAGAGAUACUGAAGAAUUCAUUUUUCCCAAUUUUGAUUUCCACUAUUGAAGAGGAACUGAUAAGAUUUCUAAUAAUUGGGAAUAAAAAUCAGUUAUUGGAGUUAAUAUUGAGACCUGAGGAAGAUAUUGAGUCAUAUUACAACAGAAAGAUGAGCAAUAUUUUUGAGGAUAAUAAUACUAUUAGGUGGCUGAUAUCCAAAAAUGAGUCUUUUGAGAUACUAAUUAACGAGAUAAAAGAGACUGGAGAGCUUCUUGACAAAGUCGAACCUUCAGAAAAGAAUUCUAUUCUCAGAAGUAUUUCCGAAAAGUGCUUUAGUUCCAUUUUAACCAAGUUUAUUGAGUUUAACAGAAUCCUUUUUUGGUCUAUUAAAGGGAGGGAUUUCAAGCAGGCACCUACAAUUUUAGUCAAAAAUGAGGAUGAUUCCAUGGCAAAGAUUCACAGAUUCUCCAAUAUUUUAAUUCAGGGAAAGCAGUUGGAGUUUUUGGAAUCGUCUUUAAUAGAAUACCUUUCAACUGGCCAAGAAGAGUUUGGCUUUUCUUAUCAAAUUUUGACUCAAGAUAACAAUAUUGGCCCUCGGAAUAUUAACUGGGAAAUCUUGGUAAGGAUUUGUAGCGAAAUUAUUGCAUCUUUAGAGGAUUCUUCCCAGGUUAAUGAAGAAUCUAAAAACACUCAAACUCUCAUUUUAUGCUCAUUAAGAGAGUUUACGAAGUCUUAUGUUAGCCCAGAGUGCCUUUUCAGACACAUUCAAAGCAUCAGGACAUUGGAAACCAUUAUAUAUUCCCUUAUGAUUCACAGGGAGGAACUUUGCCAAAAAAUAUGUACAUAUCAGUCACUUUUACAGAGAACCAACGAUAAGUUGGAAAGUAACUGUUUAAAUAGUAAAGAAGUACUCUCACUCACAUCUUUGUACCAUCAAUUUGGUUUUAUUGGAGAUAACUCAGUGACUCCUCAUACUCUAUUACUGGAAUUUUGCUUUGAUCUGAACAUGAUUUCAACACAAUUAGCUUUUAAGUCGCAAAGAUCUAUUUUUAACUUGGUUUGCAGAUCUUACAUUAAAUCUUAUAUUUUACCAUUUCAAAUAAAUAUUAUAAAAACAUUUGGAGACUUGUACCUUAAACUUGGAAAUUUGAAAAAUGAUGAGAACUUUAACAAAGAAUUAAAAGAUGAUGACAAAGAUUUAUUAGUUAAAUCUGUUUCUUGUCUUUACAGUGAUCUGAUAUGGUGUGAAAGAUUUUCCGUCUGUAACUAUUCUAUUGAACAUGAUAAUGGAGUUAGUAUAAAUUCAAAAGAUGAAUUAUCACCAACUAUGGAUAUAGUAAAAACCAUUUUGACUCCCGAAGAUAUGGUUUCUAUUGAGGACGGAAUUAUUAGCCUUCUAAAAGAAGCUCGGGAGAACUAUAACUUGGAGGCUUGCCACCAACUACCCAAGGUGCAAAAUUUGUUUGCAAGUAGUGUACAAAGGUUCCCUACUCUACCUUUAGUAAAUCCCUCCUCUAGGGGAUCAAUUUCAAACAAAAUUACCACUGCAAAUGACAAAACUCUUAAAGCCAAUAUAGACUCAAAUAGUGUUUCUGCUAAUAAUGACUAUAGACAAUUCCUGUUAACCCAUUAUUCUGAUAUUCUUAAGAAUUACAACAAAUCAGAUUCAAUCCGUCUUGCCCCCAAAGUUUCCAGUGUAGUUAAUAGUCAGGAUUCUAUUAACAAUACGAGCAAUCCCAACUUUACAGAGGAAAAGAUAGGUGGAUGGUUUUCUAUGGGUAAUGGGAAUCAGAAUGUAGAAACUUCUUCUAAUAUUCACCUAAAUGAUAAUAACACGGGUUCUUUUGCUAACAAUUCUGGAACUGGUGUUAUGGGAAUUAACAAAAAAAUAGACACUCAGGCUAUUUGGCAGGUCUCUAAUCUACUUAAGGAAACGGUAAAAGAUAAAGUUUUUGGUCAGUGA
Molecule: messenger RNA, 3072 nt
Organism: Cryptosporidium ubiquitum
Lineage: Eukaryota; Apicomplexa; Conoidasida; Eucoccidiorida; Cryptosporidiidae
Exons: 1
Coding region: 1-3072 (1023 amino acids)
Source: RefSeq, a predicted model, not a curated record